CGCAGACUAAAAGUCACGUUGGGAGGAAAAGGGGAGAGAGAGAUAUCUGCUUACAGCUGCUGUCAGAUAUCCGAUCGCCUUCGCAUGGCGAGGAGGUAACCUGAUCGAGCUGGGAGGAGUGACUCUACCAGGGAAGGCUUGAGCAAAAAGAAAAAAAAAUGUCUUCUUCUUCUGCCGGAGAGGUCACAACAGCAAAUGACAUCAAGAGGGAAAAUGUGAAGGAGGUGGAUAGGCGGGAGUGCAUCAAGCUUGUGGAGCUGGACGCGGCGGAGUUGUCCAUGGAGCGCGCGACUCCAGGCGCUGACGCGGUGCGCACGGAGCUGCUGGUGAGCGCCGCUUCCUCCCUGGCUUUCUCCCCGGAGCAAGUGGCGUGCGUGUGCGAGGCGCUGCAGCAGGGAGGCAACGUGGACCGGCUGGCGAGGUUCCUGUGGUCCCUGCCCCAGAGCGACCUGCUCCGCGGCAACGAGAGCAUCCUGAAAGCGCAAGCGCUCGUCGCGUUCCACCAGGCUCGGUACCAGGAGCUGUACAGUAUUUUGGAGAACCACAACUUCAAUCCGACCAACCACACCUUUCUGCAAGAUCUGUGGUACAAGGCCCGGUACACCGAGGCGGAGAAGGCGCGGGGGAGACCCCUGGGCGCGGUGGAUAAGUAUCGGAUCCGGAGAAAGUACCCUCUCCCCAGGACUAUCUGGGACGGCGAGGAGACUGUUUAUUGUUUCAAGGAGAGGUCGCGGAACGCGCUGAAGGAUCUCUAUAAUCAGAAUAGGUACCCGUCUCCUGCAGAGAAGCGAAAUCUCGCCAAGAUAACAGGACUCUCCUUGACCCAGGUCAGCAACUGGUUCAAAAACAGGAGGCAGAGGGACAGAAACCCGUCGGAAGCACAAUCCAAAAGUGAAUCUGAUGGCAAUCACAGCACAGAGGAUGAGUCCAGUAAAGGCCAGGAGGAGCUGUCCCCUCGUCCUCUCUCCAAUUCUUCAGACGGAGUUAUAACACAUGGGAGCCUCCCUAUUCACGCAGGACCUCUGGACGGAGGGGUCGUCAUCCAACAGAUUGGGGACAUCAAGAUGUCCACUGGCUCCAGCAGUGGCGGCCUCUACAAUGGAAGCCUGGUUAGCAGUAACACUUCCUCCACUGUGUUUCACAACGGUGGCUCGUCCUACCUCCACUCACCUGGAAACAUCCUCUUCAACGGGCUCAAUUUGGGCAUCCAGCCGUUGGCGUUCAACCCACUGAGGUCGCCUGGUGGGGUGCUGCUGGGGGGCUCUGGAGCAGACUUGCAGAUGCAGACUGGACAGGAGAAAGGACUGGGCAGUGCUGAGGAGUCCACCCUGCAGUACUCCUCGUACUCCAGCUGUGUGAACGGGGCGGAGGUGAAGCUGGAGGGUAUUCACUCCAUGGCCGCCCAAAACGGAGGCUCCUCUGUUCUCACGUUCAGCUCACCCUCAGGUGCUCUGCAGGUGGGUGGCUACAGCCUGGUCCACGUACCAGGUGGGGUCUCUGACAACGAUGGCAACUCAUUACUCAGCAGUGAUGCAGGCCUUCCUCCCCUGCAGCUCUCCUCUGCCUCACCUUCCUCAGCAAUCACACAACAAGGUAACAUGUCUCUGAGUAAUGUGGCGGUGAGCUCCUCCAGCGACGACUCAUUCCAGCAACAAGACAAGCUGACCAUGACGUCUCUGCACCACAGUACAGUUCUUUACAGCAUGAACAACGCUGGACAGGCGCCCAUCAAGAAGGAGCCUCUGGAGGGAGGGGUUUACGCCUCGUACCACCCCGGGCUCCACAUGGAUCCCAGCGGUCAGAUCAGCUACGCCGAUCCAAACGGCGAGGAGAUCUCCUCCACCUCCACCAGCGAGGUGACCGCUGUCAGCUCGUCCAGCCCCGUGCCGGAGGUCUACACCACCCUAACCAACAGCACGCCCCUGAUGGCUCAAACAGACCCAAACGCCAACCACCUACAGCCUACAGAGUACCUCGCGACCCACGAGGUGCCACGAGGGGCCCCCUCCUCCCACCUGAUGGGGCCCAGCUUGAACAGCAACUACAUGAACCUUUCAGAGACCAAGGUGGACGGCUCGAGGUCGGGGGUCAUGAAUGAGAUGGUGCAGGCGAUGUGCGGAGAGAUGGAGGCUGUGGAGGGGAAGGAGCUAGCCAAACUACAGACAGUACAGAUGGAUGAGGACAUGUCUGACCUCUAG
This is a messenger RNA of Nematolebias whitei (Rio pearlfish), 2198 nucleotides long. RefSeq names its product SIX homeobox 4a (gene six4a). The record is from RefSeq and is a predicted model, not a curated record. The transcript is spliced from 3 exons. Gene Ontology annotation, cellular component: nucleus; transcription regulator complex. Gene Ontology annotation, molecular function: RNA polymerase II cis-regulatory region sequence-specific DNA binding; DNA-binding transcription factor activity, RNA polymerase II-specific. Bases 159 to 2198 code for a protein of 679 amino acids. Gene Ontology annotation, biological process: regulation of transcription by RNA polymerase II. Lineage: Eukaryota; Metazoa; Chordata; Actinopteri; Cyprinodontiformes; Rivulidae.